GUAUAAAAUUAAGAGGAAAAGAUCGUGGCCAAGCGCUUCUGCCCCCUAGCACCAAGAAGUGACUGGCUUGGGGGAGUAUUAACUCAAGUGUCACUAAUUUCACAUUAAAUACUAUUAAUUAUGCUUUAAAUAAAAAAAAUUGUUGUGACAAAAAAUUACCUUUUAUUUUAAUUUAUUUUACCUUUUUAUUAAGUUUAAGCUGGUAAUACAAAUGGUGUAAUAUUUAAUUACAUAUUAAUUUUUUUUUGUAAUAAACAUUUUUCAUAUUAUAGCAUAUUUUUAGUUUUGUGUGUAUCUUGUACUUUGAUAUUCUGUUUUAAAAGCACAAUUUUAAAAUAAAAAGAGUUAAACUAUAUAAGUA
Molecule: messenger RNA, 361 nt
Organism: Acyrthosiphon pisum (pea aphid)
Lineage: Eukaryota; Metazoa; Arthropoda; Insecta; Hemiptera; Aphididae
Product: endothelial differentiation-related factor 1 homolog
Cellular component (GO): nucleus
Molecular function (GO): DNA binding
Source: RefSeq, a predicted model, not a curated record